Colletotrichum siamense is the source of this 1158-nucleotide messenger RNA. RefSeq names its product Peroxisomal membrane protein PEX16 (gene PEX16). Gene Ontology annotation, cellular component: peroxisomal membrane. Gene Ontology annotation, biological process: peroxisome organization. The transcript has 2 exons. NCBI's taxonomy places the organism in Eukaryota, Fungi, Ascomycota, Sordariomycetes, Glomerellales, Glomerellaceae. The coding region runs from base 1 to 1158 and encodes 385 amino acids. The record is from RefSeq and is a predicted model, not a curated record.
AUGUCGACCUCAGCCGACGUUCCCAACAAAACACGGCUAUCGCACCAGCCAUCACCUAUUCGUGCUGUGCUGUCGCUGCCGCCGCAAUGGCUGCAAAUGUAUGAUGAAUUUAUCACCAAGAACGCCAGCCAGGUUUCGCAAAUAGAGUCGGCCCUCCGGUCUCUGACCUACAUCAUCCCUGGUCGGUUCCGGGACGCCGAAAUCGCAUCCGAAACUCUGCAUUCGAGUGUGCAACUCCUUUCACUCUACCAUGAUACCCUACUUAUGCGCGCCUUGUCGCGCAUCCCAAUGGCACGACUACCAUCACCCCACAGUCGGUAUACCAAGCACUGGACUCAGCGCAGCCCCAUGUACCGCCGAAUUGCCAUGCUCUUGCAGAUGGUGACCUAUACUCAACUGCUAUGCGAGAUGGCCGCCAAAAGACGAGGAGGCGAACGUAGCAGAUGGCGCGUUAUCGUCCUCCUCGAAGCUAUCAAAGCCAUCUGUCGUCUUUUGCUGCUUCGAGUCACUCGCGCCCGUCCUAUCGUCACGCCAGUCCUACCCGAGCGGGAACCCAUUCCAGAAGAGCCAGAGUCGGAGGAGGAUACCGGCCUGAAGGAGCUGAUGGGCGAGUCGGCCAAUGGUCAUGCCUCCGAAGCUGGGGAUGAAGCCCCCAAGCCCCACGAGAAAGAUUGGUCGAUGCCCAGAACUGGCAUGAGUUUACCCUCUUUACCGAACGCCGGCGACAUCAGUGGCUACCUGUUGAGCAAGGUCUUAACCGCUGACGAUGUCAAGCCAGCGGCAAAGCUGCUGAAUCAACUUCAGGGUAGCGCGCAGGCAGCCGAAGUGCUUCACAUACUUGCACCAUUGGUGUACGCUGUCGCACUCUCAAGGAGCAAGAACAAGAAAUCCUGGACACCGUGGCUUGUCGGGUUGACCGUCGAAUACGCGGCUCGCCAGCUGAGGGACCGUAGUUUCAGGACUACGCCUCUAGAACGCGACGAAUGGAGCAAGAGAGGCUGGGCCAUGGGAUGGUGGACAAUGCGUGGGGCAUUCUAUGAGAACAUUAUGAAGGGCGUCGUCGGAGGCGUCAGAUCAAGGGUACCUGGGAUCAUCGGUGGCAUCCUGGAGGACUAUGAGUAUCUAUGGGAAAAUUACUACUUCAGCACCAGUGCUUGA